Apus apus (common swift) is the source of this 6937-nucleotide messenger RNA. RefSeq names its product mannosidase alpha class 1A member 2 (gene MAN1A2). The coding region runs from base 549 to 2483 and encodes 644 amino acids. The transcript is spliced from 13 exons. Gene Ontology annotation, molecular function: calcium ion binding; mannosyl-oligosaccharide 1,2-alpha-mannosidase activity. Gene Ontology annotation, biological process: N-glycan processing; carbohydrate metabolic process. Gene Ontology annotation, cellular component: endoplasmic reticulum; Golgi membrane; extracellular exosome. Lineage: Eukaryota; Metazoa; Chordata; Aves; Apodiformes; Apodidae. The record is from RefSeq and is a predicted model, not a curated record.
GGUCCGGAGUGGGAGCGCGGUGGCCGUUACCGGCGCCCUCCGCCGUUGGCAGCGGGGCGGCGCGGGGGGGGAUGAACCUCUGGCCGGCCCGGCCAAAGGGACGCGGGCGGAGGGACGCCGAGUGCCAGGCCGGCCCCCCCCGCAGCCCGGCGCGGCUGGCUCGCCGCUGCCGGCCGGGUCCCGCAGCCGAGCGGCCGCGGAGCUUAGGGAGCGGCGCUGAGCGGAGCCCGCCCGCUCGGGCCCUGCUGGCGCCGGGGCGAGGGAGGGGGCCGCGCAGGUAGCGAGGCGGCCCGAGCCCCCGGGGGGGCGGGGGCCUUUGAGGCGGCCCGACCCCCCCCCCCCCCCUCGCCCUCCUCUCCCCCGCGCGGAGGUUCGGCGGGCGAGGGGGGACGCGGCCCGGUGCCCGCGGGGAGGAUGGUGAAGCUGCCCCCAGCCCCUGCGCCCAGCCGGGAGGCGGCCGAGCCGAAGCGGGCCCGCCCCGCCAGGGCCGCCCUCCGCAGGGGCUGAGGGGAUGAGCCGUGCCCCGCCGGGUGGUCGCUAGCGGAAGGAUGACCACUCCCGCCCUGCUGCCGCUCUCCGGGCGGAGGCUGCCCCCCCUGAACCUGGGGGCCUCCGCCUUCCCGCACCACAGGGCUACCUUGAGACUCUCCGAAAAAUUUAUCCUGCUCCUUAUUCUUAGUGCCUUCAUCACCCUGUGCUUCGGGGCGUUCUUCUUCCUCCCCGACUCCUCGAAGCACAAGCGCUUUGACCUGGGCUUGGAGGAUGUGCUCAUUCCUCAUGUGGACACCAGCAAAGGGGGCAAGAACCUCGGCGGCGGCUUCCUCAUCCACGGGCAAGGGCACGACGAGCACCGGCACAGAGAAGAAGAGGAACGUCUGAGAAAUAAGAUCCGAGCAGAUCAUGAAAAGGCUCUGGAAGAGGCUAAGCAGAAAUUGAAGAAAUCCCGUGAUGAGAUUCAAGCUGAGAUUCAGACAGAAAAGAACAAAGUAGUGCAAGAGUUGAAAAAGAAAGACAGCAAGCCACUGCCCCCUGUUCCUUUACCAAAUCUUAUAGGGAUAAACAGUGGAGAACCAGCAGACCUGGAUAUCCAAGAGAAGAGGAACAAAAUUAAAGAGAUGAUGAAGCAUGCCUGGGACAAUUAUAGGCAAUAUGGAUGGGGACAUAAUGAGCUCAAACCAAUUGCCCGGAAAGGACAUUCCACCAACAUAUUUGGAAACUCACAAAUGGGUGCUACUAUAGUAGAUGCAUUGGAUACUCUUUAUAUCAUGGGGCUUCAUGAUGAAUUCAGAGAAGGACAAGAAUGGAUUGACAAAAAUCUUGAUUUCAGUGUGAAUUCUGAAGUGUCUGUUUUUGAGGUAAAUAUUCGCUUCAUUGGUGGUCUUCUAGCAGCAUACUACCUUUCAGGACAAGAGGUUUUCAAGAUUAAAGCAGUGCAACUGGCAGGAAAGCUUCUUCCAGCCUUCAACACACCUACGGGUAUACCAUGGGCAAUGGUGAAUCUGAAAAGUGGUGUGGGUCGAAACUGGGGCUGGGCGUCUGCUGGCAGCAGUAUCCUCGCAGAGUUUGGUACCCUGCACAUGGAAUUUGUCCACCUCAGUUAUUUGACAGGGGACCCUGUAUACUACAAUAAGGUCAUGCACAUUCGGAAGUUACUUCAGAAAAUGGAUCGUCCUAAUGGACUUUAUCCAAAUUAUUUGAAUCCAAGAACAGGCCGGUGGGGUCAGCAUCACACAUCCGUGGGCGGGCUGGGAGACAGUUUUUAUGAAUAUUUAUUGAAAGCCUGGCUUAUGUCAGACAAGAUGGACACGGAGGCAAGAAAAAUGUACGACGAUGCAAUUGAGGCCAUAGAAAAACAUCUCAUCAGAAAGUCCAACGGAGGACUGACCUUCAUUGGGGAGUGGAAGAACGGGCACCUUGAAAGAAAAAUGGGCCAUUUGACCUGUUUUGCAGGAGGAAUGUUUGCCCUUGGAGCAGAUGGUUCCAGAGAUGACAAAGCUGGGCAUUAUUUGCAGCUUGGAGCUGAAAUUGCACACACGUGUCAUGAGUCAUAUGACAGGACAACAUUAAAGCUGGGUCCAGAAGCAUUCAAAUUUGAUGGUGGUGUAGAGGCUGUGGCAGUGCGGCAGAAUGAGAAGUAUUACAUCCUAAGACCAGAGGUGAUUGAGACCUACUGGUACAUGUGGAGAUUCACCCACGAUCCCAAGUACAGGCAGUGGGGCUGGGAGGCAGCCCAGGCAAUUGACAAGUACUGCCGAGUCAGUGGUGGCUUCUCUGGUGUCAAGGAUGUCUAUUCCUCAUCUCCUACAUAUGAUGAUGUACAGCAGAGCUUUUUCCUUGCUGAAACUUUGAAGUAUUUGUAUCUGCUUUUCUCCAAUGAUGACCUCCUACCAUUAGACAACUGGGUUUUUAAUACAGAAGCUCAUCCUCUGCCUGUUUUACAUUUAGCCAACACCACACUGUCAGGAAAUCCUGCAUAUCGAUAAAAACAGCUCCAUGAAGAGGAAAAGAGACUGUUUUCAGCUCUGAUUUGUUUACAUGGACCACUUGAGACUUUAGGCAGGAAAGGAGACAGACACUUGAAUAAACUAGACUUCUGAGUCAAGCAAAUACCGGCGUGAGAAACAAAGCUCUUCAACACAUAGAUAAGUUAAAGCUGAAAAAAAAAAGUUCUGUUUUAUACAUGACCAAAAUAUGUUAGUGUGGUAUUUGCAGGACAGAGCCUUCAUAUGCUUUGAACCCUAACAAGACAUGGAAUCUACUGUUUCACAUAAACACAGCAGCAUAAGGAAGAAGAGGCUUUCCCACCCAGGGAGAGGAACUUGCUCCUGCUGCUGUUGGCUGUUGCAAGGAACAACACACCAGUCGCCUCUUCAGAUCGGGUGGGUUCCAAAUACCUAGAUUUUAUUUUAUUUUAUUUUUUUGUGUGUGUUUGAUGAUGGCAUGAACAAAGCAACAACGAAAGCAACAUCACUGCACCAGCAGCAUCAGGAUUUGAAUUUUUUUCUGUACCUGUCUGAAUUUUCUAAGGCGCAUUGUUUGGCCAGACUGGCAGCCAUUCUCAAGGCCUCUAAGCUAUUAAAACUAAACUAUUAACUAUAAAAAAAACAUUGCCUCCUCAUUUUUCGUUUUCAAAAUAAUGCUGAAAGGUCUCUGUUGUAUGCGUACAUCCAAAAAAACCCAACUAGUAAGUAUUUGAUUUGUAGUUCACUAUCAGCAAUGUGGGCUUAGUUCAUUUGGUAAGCAGCUGUCACAGAGUCUGGAGCAUAUCACAGGGGUAGGAAAGACCCUAAGUUUCCCUUCCUCACAAGUCCUGUCAUGUGGAAAAAAAACCCACACUCUUAUUUCUGGUUCUUUUAGCUAAAUAAAGAGACAUUACAACAUGAGAAAAAUAAUCUCUCAUUAUUUAUAUAACAGGAUACAGUAUACUUAAAAGUACACUUAAAAGUACACUUAAAAAUAGUCCCCUUGAGCUAAGCAGCAGGAGUUUGUUGCUUUGUAUUUUUCCACACAAUUGGGAUUUUUCCAAAAAAGUUAAGUUUCAGUCUUUGGAUACUAUUCAUUGAAGCUUCUUUGCAGGUAAAUGUGUGACAGAAGCCCAGAACUGCCUUUGAUUUAAUUUACAGAACUCCUUUGUACUGGUGUUCCAGGACAAAGCCAACAUGAUUUUCUUUGGAAACAACAUAGCAUCUCUUACACAUGAGUGGAAAAAAGAAACCCAAGAGUCUCUUCUUCCAUUUUUUUUAUAAGAAAUGAGAUACUGUUACCUGCAUGUUUGGUUUUUUUCCAAGUACUGCUAGGCUGGGCUGGACAGUAUCAUUUAAAUGGAGUCUCCUUCAGUAUUCACUUAUUUGCUAAAAGAAGUUGCAUCAUUUCAAGUAUAUCUCAAUCUCUUUUUUUUACUGUUGUUCCAAAAUCCUUACAAGGAGUGAGUGCAAUUUCCUCUGCUCAGAAAAUGUUUAUAUAUCAAGUUUCCUAUAUAAAAGCUUUUCUUUCCAUCAUAUUAUAAUAUAUCUGACUGUAUAUUAUAGUAAAAUUUCCCCCAUAAAAUUUUUUCCCUUGUCUUGAACACUAUUUAGGCACAGAAAUCAUCAUAUGAUCAAAGAAAAAAUGCUAUCACGUGCUUUUUUACAGGCAGCUACUUUAGUUUAAGAGGAGGAAGACCUUGUAAGAACCUCCAAUCUCAAUGUUUUUACCUUUUACCUUAAUUACUUAGUUACUGUAAUUUGCUGCAGUAUCUUAAAAAUAAUUUGAGAACUGAUAAAAUAAUUUAUAUGGUAAAUAAUAUUGAUUCAAGGAAUUUGUUUUUAAAAAUUAGAAGUUGUUUAAUAAAUGGGUUCUUCUUCCUGGUCACACAUUAAUUUAUUUUUCUAAUUAAUUCUCAGUGACUUACUGAAUAGCUAGUCAUUUUCCAAAGUUCAGAUAAGUUAUGUUUUCAUACUGAGUUUUUUUCAUCCCAUGAGAACUGUUACUAGUUUAAAACUGCACUCAGUUGCCUUGUUCUCCUAAAUCUCUUUGGGUUCAAAGAAGGAAGAGGAAAAGCAGACUCUUCUAUUAAAGAAAAAAAAAAGGCACUUCACACCCUAUAUACCCAUCCCCAAACACCUCCUGAUAAAGGCAGAUGUAGAAUGGCUGCCAGUCUGUUCAGAGAAAGGUCAAGGACAGAAUUCUGGAGUCCCAGAAACAGCAAACUUCUCUCCACUGUUUGCUGCUUUUCCACCCUCCUCUUGUGAUUUAAAGAGCAACCCUUCCAAUUAAUUCCUUCAUGAAUCCCAGUGGAUUAACUCACUGCCACAAGAAUGCUUGAAUUGAGGACCUAAGCCAUUUCAUGAUAUGGGAUGGUAAUUUUCACAAAGCAGGUGUGCAGUACUGCUAUUUUUUCUCUGUGUAGACAAGCAGCGGGUACCAAAUAAAGGACACUUGCUUCUCGGUUUCCAGUUACCCCAAUGACUGUCCAUUUCUACUCUUAUCACUCUUUAACAAACUGUUUCUUCCAGAAGCUACUGAUGGGCAUAAUCUAUAAAAAAGAAUGCAUUUUAUGGACUAAUUGCUGUGUCAUUCAUGAACCUCUCCAGCCUGAGGUUUCCUAGAGCAAGCUGAGUUUGGAGGUAAUGGGUUCUGAGUGAGGUGGCUGCAUAAUAACCAAGCACCACAGAUAUUGAAACUUCUGACUGAAGUGACUUGUCCUUGUUUUGAGUCCUUCACAGAAAAGUAGGUUCUGAUCCACAGAAUGGCAUCAUGUGCAACCCAAAGUUCAGACUGUUUUCCCUCUGGGUACAUAAGGUACAGUAGAAUAUUGCCAUUUUCAUUCUGCUGCUGCUGUCUUACAUACUUUCAUGAAGAUAGAGUGUAAAUUUAAGCACAAAAUGACUUUUUAGUCCUAGUUGUUUCAGUCUUGCACUGUAUUCUCUAACAAAACAAUCCCAGUUUUCUUUAGGUAGCUGUCCCACUUUAGCAAUCUCUACAAUACCCUCUCCUCUUACAGGAUGAAAUAAAGAAUAGAAAAUCACAGAUGGUUUUGGCACACUGGAUUUGGGCAAGAGCCUGGGAGCCCCAGAAUUGUCUAUUUCCUGUUUGCAUGCUGUCAAAACAAGGAUGUUCAGUUCUUUUCCUAAUCCAAGCCUCUAGCUUGCCUGUUGGUAAGGAUCUGAUCAGUACGUUCUCCUAACACUUAGAGCUUGACUUUUCAAAGAAGCCAGUUUUCUGCAGCUUCCAUUGACCACCUGGAGCUGUGUGUGUCCUGCAGUCAAGAAGUCAGCUUCUUAGCUUUGUCCUCUAAAAAAACCAAAACCCUUGAAUGAUAUUCUGGGUGUUCAUUUUACUGGGACAAUAUAGUCCUUAAAACUGAAUGCCUAAGGAAAGUAUGGAAAAUAACAACUGGAGUAAAGGGAAAAAGAAGGUAGUUCCUUAUGCCAGUCAGACCUUUGAGGCUCCUUUAGCUCCCUACUCCAAAUUUGUGGAUCACUGUCUUCUACCUGCCAGUCACUGAUGUAUUCCCACCCCAUAUUUUGCAAGAUUUGAAUGUUGAGUACCCAGGUUCUUAGCAGCGAAAACAAUUACACACACCCUGUAAUAUCAUCCAUUAAGGCUAAAGGUCUUGACUUACAGCCAAGUAAAGCCCUGUAGGGCUGUCUGUUAUGAUCCCCUCUUCUAUCCCUCAGGAAAUGAUAAUACAAAGCUUCAUAAUGUGACUCUCCCCUAGUUUGAAUGGAGAAGUGGUUAAUAACAUUAACGUUGAAAGGAUCAGCAGUGUGACCUGGCAUCCACACAGAAUGGUGAGGCAAUUACAACUCAGGGCUGUAGCAACAGGCCUUUAGCAAGCUGAGCCUGCUAUGUACAUUGUUUAGUCCAUGUUUUUAAGGGGACAAGUAAGAAACAGGCUUCUUGUUACCAGAGAAGACUGAAAGCAAGCUCUUGAUCCACAUUGUAGUUAGGAGAUCUGCUCACCCUGGUAAGAGAUCCCUCUUUCACUCCUUGCAUUUUGAGAAACAGUCUUCUGACUCAAGAGUUUGAGUUGCCCAUACACAGAGGAAACCCAAGCUCUUCUGCAAGUUCUGUGCAGUCAGCUGUAGCAGAGAUGAUAAGCACGAGCCUCUCUGGCUGUCAGCCACUUCUAACAAACUGCUGUGUAAUUGCCCAGAACAGUUGGUAACCACCAAAGUCCAAGGAGACAGCCUGACUUGUUAAUGGUGAAUUGUUGCCUUUAAUCCUAAUCGCUUAGUGGAAGUUGGAUUUGCAUAUUCUGCCUUUAUUCUUCUUGCUUUGUCUAAAACUGACAGAUUCUUUUUCCUCCAAAAUAAUAAAAGGGCAAAAGUCAAUCUUCUGUGGAAACCUUCUGCCUCUGACCUGGAAUCCUGCAUAUGUACUUUUUACAGAUUAAAAAUAAUAUUGUAUAUAAAAAAAUAAACAGAUUGAAUAAAGAAUGUCUUUAAGUGAAAAA